Knipowitschia caucasica is the source of this 558-nucleotide messenger RNA. Lineage: Eukaryota; Metazoa; Chordata; Actinopteri; Gobiiformes; Gobiidae. The record is from the annotation of a GenBank genome assembly.
AUGCAAGCAGCCGAGAAGAGUUCAUGGACAUUUGGCGAGGUGUACUGCACCAUGUUAGUGGCGUGCAUGAGUGGGACCUGGAUCGUGCUGAACCGCAGAUGGCUGAAGGAUGUGGAGAAGUUCCUCACAUUUCGGACCACCUCACAGCUGGAAUCAUUCCAAAACCAUAUUCUGAUCUUUGGACUACAAUCACCACAACAGCCGUCCGGCACAUGUGAACAGCAAAGGCCAAGUGUCCCUAAAGAGACUGUACAGCAAAAAAUCGAAACGGUAUCGGCACUUUAUACAGAGAGACAGGUCCUGGCAGAAUUUAACCAGAUCACCAGCUCCAAACUGGGCAAUGAUUUCGUUGAAGCAUUGGAUUGCCUAACGACACAGUUCAUCAGGCUCUUUAAGGCCAAAAGGGGGUCUGCUGGCGCUAAGCUUUCCAAGAUUGUCCGGCACCUCGAUUCCUGUCAGAGGAGAUGGAGAAAGGAGAAAGGUACACAUCAAAAGAGAUGGUGGAACUGCAGGAAAACCCUGGUGACCGAGAGAUCCUUAAAGAUUAUAAUUCUGUGA